Messenger RNA from Nothoprocta perdicaria, 1054 nucleotides. It is a transcript of the gene BUD23, whose product is annotated as BUD23, rRNA methyltransferase and ribosome maturation factor. Gene Ontology annotation, cellular component: nucleolus. Bases 22 to 753 code for a protein of 243 amino acids. Gene Ontology annotation, molecular function: rRNA (guanine) methyltransferase activity. The transcript has 10 exons. Lineage: Eukaryota; Metazoa; Chordata; Aves; Tinamiformes; Tinamidae. Gene Ontology annotation, biological process: rRNA (guanine-N7)-methylation. The record is from RefSeq and is a predicted model, not a curated record.
GUGGUGCAGAUCCAGGCGCAGAUGUCGGAGCGCGCCGUGGAGCUGCUGGCGCUGCCCGAGGACCGGCCGUGCCUGCUGCUGGACGUGGGCUGCGGCUCCGGCCUGAGCGGGGACCACAUUUCCGAAGAGGGGCACUACUGGGUCGGCCUGGACAUCAGUGCUGCCAUGCUGGAUGUGGCUGUGGAGAGAGAGGUGGAGGGAGACCUGCUGCUCGCGGACGUGGGGCAGGGCAUCCCCUUCAGGCCGGGCACGUUUGACGGCUGCAUCAGUAUUUCUGCAGUGCAAUGGCUUUGUAAUGCUGAUAAGAAGUCACACAGUCCUCCAAAACGCCUCUAUCGAUUCUUUUCGACUCUUUAUACCGCCUUGGCCCGAGGAUCCCGAGCUGUCCUGCAGCUGUACCCUGAGAACUCAGAACAGCUGGAACUCAUCACAGCCCAAGCAAUGAGGGCUGGCUUCACUGGGGGAAUGGUGGUAGAUUACCCUAACAGCGCCAAAGCCAAGAAGUUCUUCCUGUGCCUCUUUGUUGGGGCAUCCAGCACRUUACCAAAGGGCCUUGGUACUGAGUGUGCUGAUGAAGAGCUACACCAGGCAAAGUUCACAAAUGAAAGGACACGGUUCAGAAACGCCAAGGGCAAAUCUGUAAAGAAAAGCCGGGACUGGAUCCUUGAGAAGAAGGAGCGCAGGCGACGGCAGGGCAAGGACGUGCGAGGAGACACAAAAUACACGGGUCGAAAGCGCCGCCCUCACUUCUGAGUUGAUACGGAUGCUGCUGGAGUGGAAGGCGGUGCAUGGGCUCCAGCCUCUCAUGGUUGAUGCCGAUUAGCACCCCAGGACAGGUCCUUGCAGCUCSUGCAGGAGAAGGCCUGGAGGUGUUACCCAUCCUUCAACUGCUGAGCUUCUAGGCCCUUUUUUUUUUCUUUUUUUCCCAAGGAAGCUGGACUGUGCUUUGGGUGCUCUGGGGCAGGCCCUUGCUUACCUCCUUGAGGUGGCAGUAAGCUGCCUGGAGAGACAGGAGGUAGCCAGCCUCUUUGAUAAACAGUGCUGUAUGCUUGUU